AUGAUCAGUGUUAAGAAACUGAUCAAGCUGGCAAGGAAAUGGCAAAAUUUUGCAGCGAAACAGAGGAAGAGAAUUUCUUUUCCAAGAUCCAAUUACCAUGAUGCAGAAAGUUGUAGCAUACCAACUUCCAUAGUUGGGAAAGGGUAUUUUGUGGUCUAUACAACUGAUCAAAAGCGAUUUGUAGUUCCGUUGGCUUAUCUACAACAUGAGGUAAUCAGACAACUGUUGCACAUGUCUGAAGAAGAGUGUGGAAUUCCAAGUGAUCACCCUAUCACUUUACCAUGUGAUGCACUAUUCAUGAACUACAUUAUAUCACUCAUCAGAAGAGGUGUAUCUGCCGAUCUUCAGAAAGCGUUGCUUGUAUCAGUUGCUUUGAGCCAAUGCUCAUCAGCUUUAUGCCUUCAAGAACAAAGAAAUCCCCAAGUGCUAGUUUAUUGA
Molecule: messenger RNA, 438 nt
Organism: Nicotiana tabacum (common tobacco)
Lineage: Eukaryota; Viridiplantae; Streptophyta; Magnoliopsida; Solanales; Solanaceae
Source: RefSeq, a predicted model, not a curated record